Messenger RNA from Condylura cristata (star-nosed mole), 6381 nucleotides. RefSeq names its product phosphoinositide-3-kinase, regulatory subunit 1 (alpha) (gene PIK3R1). Lineage: Eukaryota; Metazoa; Chordata; Mammalia; Eulipotyphla; Talpidae. Gene Ontology annotation, biological process: phosphatidylinositol phosphate biosynthetic process; insulin receptor signaling pathway. Gene Ontology annotation, cellular component: phosphatidylinositol 3-kinase complex. The record is from RefSeq and is a predicted model, not a curated record. The transcript is spliced from 16 exons. The coding region runs from base 589 to 2766 and encodes 725 amino acids. Gene Ontology annotation, molecular function: 1-phosphatidylinositol-3-kinase regulator activity; protein binding.
AAGGAGUCGCGAGCUGCUGGAGCGGAGUGGGAGGAAGCGGCGGCUGCAGCGAAGGCAGCGGGCGAGAGGGUCGGAGCCGACGAGCUCGGGUCAGGAGCGGCCGGUGGGUCGAAGACGGGUCCGAGGCGCGUGGAGCCGUGAGCGUAGAAGGCUGCCGCUGCUACCCGGGCCCCGCGGAGGAAGGAAGCCCGCCGGCCGGGAGGUGAAGCUCACGUGUGGCGUGCAGCAGUAAAAUCAGACGACAGAUGGACAGUGUGACAAGAGUGUCGGAAAGGAUUGGGCCUCGCCGUGAGAAUCAGCCUGGAGUCAGAGUGUUGACAAGUUGCUGAAAAGGAAGCGAGUGGGAAGACUGUGGCCUGAAAAGGAAGUGGAGUCCUGACUUCAGUCACACCAUUGAUGGAGGACAGAUGGACAGCCGGAUGGCCAGUCGCCUCUCCUCUUAAGCCUUUGGAGAGCUGUCUUUUGUCCUCUGCUGGACUCACCUUAGGAAUCUUACUACAUCCUCUGAAUUCACUUUUCAUAGUAACGUAAAGUGAGGCUGCAGUGUGGAACCAGACCCGUGCGGUGCAUGGUAACAGAUCUGCAGGCAUGAGUGCCGAAGGGUACCAGUACAGAGCGUUGUAUGAUUAUAAGAAGGAGCGAGAAGAAGACAUUGACUUGCACUUGGGUGACAUAUUGACUGUGAAUAAAGGGUCCUUGCUAGCUCUUGGAUUCAGCGAGGGACAGGAAGCCAGACCUGAAGAAAUUGGCUGGUUAAAUGGCUAUAAUGAAACCACAGGAGAGAGAGGGGACUUUCCAGGAACUUACGUAGAAUAUAUUGGAAGGAAAAAAAUCUCACCUCCCACACCAAAGCCCCGACCACCUCGGCCCCUCCCUGUUGCACCAGGUUCUUCAAAAACUGAAGCAGACAGUGAGCAACAAGCUUUGACUCUUCCAGAUCUCGCAGAACAGUUUACUCCUCCUGACAUUGCCCCACCUCUUCUUAUCAAGCUAGUGGAAGCCAUCGAAAAGAAAGGUCUGGAAUGUUCAACUCUAUACAGAACACAGAGCUCCAGCAACCCAGCAGAAUUACGACAGCUUUUUGAUUGUGAUGCCGCAUCCGUGGACUUGGAAAUGAUCGAUGUGCAAAUUUUAGCGGAUGCUUUCAAACGCUAUCUCCUGGACUUACCAAAUCCUGUCAUUCCGGUAGCCGUUUACAGUGAGAUGAUUUCUCUGGCCCCAGAAGUACAAAGCUCCGAAGAAUAUAUCCAGCUGUUGAAGAAACUCAUUAGGUCGCCUAACAUACCUCAUCAGUAUUGGCUUACGCUUCAGUAUUUGCUAAAACAUUUCUUCAAGCUCUCUCAAACUGCCAGCAAAAAUCUUUUGAAUGCAAGAGUACUCUCUGAACUUUUCAGCCCUCUACUUUUCAGAUUUCCAGCAGCCUGCUCUGAGAAUACGGAACACCUCAUAAAAGUUGUAGAAAUUUUAAUCUCAACUGAAUGGAAUGAACGACAGCCUGCACCAGCACUGCCUCCUAAACCACCAAAACCCACUACUACUGUAGCCAACAACGGUAUGAAUAACAAUAUGUCCUUACAAGAUGCUGAAUGGUACUGGGGAGAUAUCUCGAGGGAAGAAGUGAAUGAAAAACUUCGAGAUACAGCUGACGGAACCUUUUUGGUACGAGACGCAUCUACUAAAAUGCAUGGUGAUUAUACGCUUACACUAAGGAAAGGAGGAAAUAACAAAUUAAUCAAAAUAUUUCACCGAGAUGGGAAAUAUGGCUUCUCUGACCCAUUAACCUUCAACUCUGUGGUUGAACUAAUAAACCACUACCGGAAUGAAUCUCUAGCUCAGUAUAACCCCAAGCUGGAUGUGAAAUUACUUUACCCAGUAUCCAAAUACCAACAGGAUCAAGUUGUAAAAGAAGAUAAUAUUGAAGCUGUAGGGAAAAAAUUACAUGAAUAUAACACUCAAUUUCAAGAAAAAAGCCGUGAAUAUGAUAGGUUAUAUGAAGAUUAUACCCGGACUUCCCAGGAAAUCCAGAUGAAGAGAACAGCUAUUGAAGCAUUUAAUGAAACUAUAAAGAUAUUUGAAGAACAGUGUCAAACCCAGGAGCGGUACAGCAAAGAAUCCAUAGAAAAGUUUAAACGUGAAGGCAACGAGAAAGAAAUACAAAGGAUUAUGCAUAAUUAUGAAAAGUUAAAGUCUCGAAUCAGUGAAAUUGUUGACAGUAAAAGGCGGCUAGAGGAAGACUUGAAGAAGCAGGCAGCUGAGUAUCGGGAGAUUGACAAACGUAUGAAUAGCAUUAAGCCAGACCUCAUCCAACUUAGAAAGACAAGAGACCAAUACUUGAUGUGGUUGACACAGAAAGGGGUCCGGCAAAAGAAGCUCAAUGAAUGGCUGGGCAAUGAAAACACUGAAGAUCAAUAUUCGCUGGUAGAAGAUGAUGAAGAUUUGCCCCACCAUGAUGAGAAGACCUGGAAUGUCGGAAGCAGCAACCGAAACAAAGCUGAAAACCUACUGCGAGGGAAGCGAGAUGGCACUUUUCUUGUCCGGGAGAGCAGUAAACAGGGCUGUUACGCCUGUUCUGUUGUGGUGGAUGGUGAAGUAAAGCAUUGUGUCAUAAACAAGACCGCGACGGGCUAUGGCUUUGCCGAGCCCUAUAACUUGUACAGCUCUCUGAAAGAACUGGUGCUACAUUACCAACACACCUCCCUCGUGCAGCACAAUGACUCCCUCAACGUCACACUAGCCUACCCGGUAUAUGCACAGCAGAGGCGAUGAAGCGCUGGCCCUCGGAUCCUUCUCCUGGAGUUCACACACCCUGAAACCUCUGGAAAGCACAGGGCUUCUCUCCAGCCUGACCUGUGAAUUGAGCUGCGGAAACGAAGCUGUCUGCCUUCAGAUGGGACUCGAGCUUUCUUCGACAAAAAGUAGUAGGGGAAGACAAGCAGCCUUGCACUGCUGUGCCAUGACCACACAUUUCUAAUCCGGAUUGCUUAUCCUUUCUUCCCUUUUUUUUUGGUUUAAUUUAAAGCCACAAUUAAACAAAGAGAAAAAGAAAUGCAAAAAUCUCUGCGUGCAGGGACAAAGAGGCCUUUCACCAUGGUGCUUGUUAAUGCUUUCUGCAGCUUUACCAGCUCAAAGUUGGGACCUUGUAGACCUCGGAGGGUGGAUGGGCCAAAGAGCCCUGCCCGGGACGCUCGGUCCAGCCUGGCCGUUGCUGUGAUGGUGGGCCCAGACACAUCGCACUGUGGAUUAUUUCAUUUUCUAACAAAUGAACGAUAUGUAGCAGACAGGCACUUCCACUCACAAGGGACACUUUGGGAGAAUGUCAACUCACAUGUGUUCAAAGAAAAUUCUGUUGUGACAGAGUGCCAGAAAGUGUGUUGUUUAAACUUUUCAAAAUAAAAAAACCCACCAACAAAGAAAUCGAACUUGGAAAACAAGACUUUAAGUGACAUUCAGUAUAUAAAAUAUGUACAUAAUAUGGGAUGACUAACUAUAAAAUAGAUGGAUUUGUAUCGAUACCAAAUAGCUUCUGUUUUGUUUUGCUGAAAGCUAAAUUCACAGUGCUAUGCAACUCUUAAUUUUUAUCAAGUUGUUAUCUCAGUUUCAAAUAUACCUUCAGAAUAAGCUUCCCCCACCCCAGUUUUUGUUGCUUGAAAAUAUUGUUGUCCCGGAUCUUUUUGUUAAUAUUCGUUUUGUUAUUUUUUUUAAAGAAAUGUAUAGGAUGCCAGUUUAAAAAAAAAUGGCUUCAGAAUUAAAACUAUGAAAUAUUUUACAGUUUUUCUUGUACAGAGUACUUGGCUAUUAGCCCAAGGUUAAAAACUUCAUAACAGAUUUUUUGGACUAAAUGUUUUGUUGGGCAGUGCCUGAUAAGCUUCAAAGCUGCUGCUUUAUUCAAUAAAAAAGAGAAAGAUAUAUGAAUAUGACAAAGUAUCGCUAAGUUCAGCAAUGUUGUUUCGAGACUUAAAAUACGGUACCUGACAAUGUUUGUUUCAUAAAGAAUUGUGAACUUCUUGAAUCUGUGGGGGCGGGGGUAUAGCAGUCGGGUGUACAGGUGGGAUGUUGGGGAGCGGUGGCUCCGUGGUAUGCACUUUGUCGAGAUUGCAGAGAAGUGAAUUAGUGCAAAGUGAAGUUGCUUAUACUUCAGUCUUUCCCAUUUCACCCUGCCAGUUACUGACAAUUACCAAGCUACUGUAACCCAGGGCAGCCGCUCAGAUCUCAGCCGGCAGGGGCAGGCGAGGCUCCAGGAACGUGUUCACCUUCGUUGGCAAAGUUGACUUAAAGGUAUACCCUCGCAUUUAUAAAUCUUCUCUGACACAUUAGGCUACCCACGACCACCGACCAACAUUCAUUUUAGAAAAGGCAUGAUCUAAAAAAUAAGUUCUUCUUCUAACUGUCCAUUCAACUUAGAUAACAAAGCAAAUAGGAUGGUGGCUAGUGCCGGGUGGCACUCGCUUACAGGCACAGCCAUCGCAGCCGCGCUCCGAAGGCCCUUCCCACCACCCAGACCCUGGUAUCUUCCCCGGCGGGGUGAGGGGGGUGUGCCAAGAGGCCAUUUUCCAAUUUAGGGCGGGAGUGAGAGGCCACUUUCCCUGAAUUACAUAUGCAAAAGCCUUUCUGUUCAGCAGAAGUUGGACAUGUGUUGGAAGGAAUAAUCACGGUCACUACCUUGUAGAUUAAAGUGGAAUCUCAAUUUGUUUUCCUUUCUCAAUACUAAACAGACUCACCCACAGCUUGCUUUCUUUUCCCUUCAAAUGCUGGGGUGAGGGUUGUUUGGUUUUUAUAUUGUUCCUUUGAAAGUUCUUUUGAAGGAAUCAGUCUAGCAGCUGACUUAACUGUAGAAUGUAUUUUUUCCUCUUUACAUGAAGCUACUCAUAUUCGAGCAAUAGUCAGUCUUACAGCCGGACUGUCAGCCCUCAAACUUGACUGUACUGAUCUGACCAUCUAUCUCCCUCAUCUCCAGACAAUUGAUUUCCCUGCUUUUAGUCUAUGAGUGUCUGCUUUACAACUUGCCUUUCCUGUCACACAGAGAUCUAACAAUUAAUUAGCUAAUAGUUUAUGAACUAGUGGUGGUGUUUUUUUUUGGUAGCACAUCCAUGUAUGCUAUUCAGUAUAUUUUUUUACUUAAUUUCUAAAAUACAAGUCCUGAGAUGGGAUGUUUCAUUAAGAGUUACAGUUUUGUAAUGUUUUGCUUUGACACAUCACGUCAUGACAUGGUAUGCAGGCACUUGCCUUCUUUUCCAUUUCAAGUAUAAAUGCAACAGACUCCUUUAAACAGCAAAGGCAAGAUUCGUCAUUCCUUAUCACAGUGAGUUACACCAUCCAUGUGAUGUGACCCCUCUGGCAAAUGCCUUUUUGAUUGCGUGUAGCAUGCCCACUCCACCUGUCACUCUAGAUGUUUAACCUGGGUUCAGUCUCCUAACAGUAUUGUCUGAGUGGCUCAGGAGUAGAAAUGACUACAGCAGAGCACUCCCGAUAUAUGCUUUUAUCCAUGCAUUGAUUUUCUCACCAGUGUAGUGUCCUAAAUGUCACCAGCUAAGCUGCAGAGGCUGUAAUAGGGCUGUAGAAAUGGGAGCUUUGGGACCCGAUAGUACACGAGAAAAAUCACCACAUGAAAAGGCAAAAAGCAUGUGUUUGCAACAUCUGACAGCUUCAUGGCCCUUUAUCUGUAUAUAUGUAUAUGUGCAUGGACUGUGUUCCAAGAACACCUCAGCUGAAAUGAUUCCACAGUCGUUGAGUUCAGUACAUAACAAGCAAGUGUCUAGUACAAGUCUUGUAUAUGUGUAUGGGUUGUUUCCUUCCUUUGAAGUUGCUUUGUUUUGUCUUUUGAAGAUGAAAAUUGUUUGCAAGUGUAGUGAGAAGUUCAUAAUUCUUUGGCUUUUUUCUGUUUUUAGAAGUUACUCCUUUGGGGGAACUGGUCUGGAUGACUUGCUUAACUUGGAAAUUCUCCUUAUCAGUGUGUUGAGUCAAAAUGUGUGUAUGUGAGCUGUCACUGUGGGGAACAAUCGCUUUGUCAUAUAGCUGGUUAUGAACUAGUGAUGUGUUUGGGAAGUCCUACUGAUGUUCCUUACUGGGAGAAAAAAAUCUGCUGGUGUUAACAACUGUGCUUUUGCUAUGCAUGGUGUCCACGUCAGUUGGAAGGCAGACCCUGAGAUUUGAGUUCAGGGUCAUUUAAGAAAGGGGCAGUUGAAAGCACAAUGCCUCACAUGGGACAAAGUUCCAAUAUGCCAAAUUAUUAUUUUUUACAAAAUCUAGUUACAUAAAUACUAGUAUGACAAGUAGGGAGGAAAUAGAAUUGGGUUAAUUGGAAACACUCUUCAAGUUAACAUGAAAUUUGUCACCAUGAGAUAGCAUUAGCUGCCCAGGAUGCUGCUAUUAAAAAAAAAAAAA